AUGUACGACCCAGAAAUAUCCACACACAACGGCAUUCUGUUUAGAGGACACCGCGUAAUCGUCCCAAAAAGUUUACAGCCAGCAGUACUACAAGAGCUACACUCUACACACAUAGGAAUCGUUCGAAUGAAGGCCCUAGCCCGAAACUACUGUUACUGGCGUAAUAUCGACUCUGAUAUUGAGAAUACGGUUAAAAGUUGCAAAGAAUGCUGUGACAUUAAGAAAAACCCAACAAAAGCUCCAAUACACAAAUGGGAAACACCUACAAGAAACUGGCAACGCAUACACAUCGAUUACGCAGGACCAUUUAUAAAUCAUUAUUUCUUCAUUGUCGUUGAUGCCAAAUCGAAGUGGCCGGAAAUAUUCUAUACAAAGAAAGCACCAGACACAUCAAUCACAAUUCAUUUCCUACGUGAAGUCUUUGCUCGAUUUGGUCUACCUGAGAUCUUAGUAAGUGAUAAUGCAAGCAUUUUUAAGUCACAAGAAUUUCAAGAGUUUUGUUCGAGAAACGGAAUCCGUCAAAGUCUAAUAGCACCGGGACACCCAGCCACAAAUGGCCAGGCUGAAAGAUACUGCCACACCUUAAAAACACACCUCAAAUGUAUGAAGCAUGAAACUGGUACCUUACAUCAGAAGCUUCAUGAACUAUUAUUCCGAUAUAGAGCGACUCCCUUAUCUAACGGGAAAAGUCCAGCAGAAAAUCUAUUAGGACAUACAAUAAGAACAAAAUUAGAUUUGCUCAAACCCCAGGCACAAGCUUCCGAAAGGAACAUAACUGAACAACCGAAAUUCUACAAAUUUUAUCGUGUGGGAGAUCGUGUACAAUCCCGAAAUUACACAACUUCCGGUCCUUGGAAAUAUGGUAUCGUAGCUGAACGACUAGGUCAUGUACACUACUUAAUUGAACUCGACGAUGGAUACGUAAUAAAAAGGCAUUACGAUCAACUACGUCUGUGUGAAAUUAACAAACAGACAACUCCCGUCCAGAUAGGAUUCGACUUCAACAAAAAGAAAAUUGACAAGUGCAAUGACACAGUAAACAAUAGGGACUCAUCCUAA
Centruroides sculpturatus (bark scorpion) is the source of this 1059-nucleotide messenger RNA. RefSeq lists its product as uncharacterized. Gene Ontology annotation, molecular function: nucleic acid binding. Gene Ontology annotation, biological process: DNA integration. The transcript has a single exon. Bases 1 to 1059 code for a protein of 352 amino acids. The record is from RefSeq and is a predicted model, not a curated record. NCBI's taxonomy places the organism in Eukaryota, Metazoa, Arthropoda, Arachnida, Scorpiones, Buthidae.